AGAAGCUCCUGUAGCUUCUGUGGAUUUCACCGUGACGCGCUGAUGUUUGUGUCCUCAUCGGAACGAAGAAGAAGAAGAACCACCGAGGUGUCCGCGCUUCAGGAUUACCUGUGAGAGGAUACUUUUACAGAUACAGGCAGCAUGGAUGAAGAGGAGCAGUUUGUGAACAUUGAUCUGAAUGACGACAAUAUCUGCAGUGUCUGCAAGCUCGAGACAGAAACGGGGACCUUAUCAUUCUGUCAUGUCUGCUUUGAACUCAGCAUUGAAGGCGUCUCCUCUGCCACCUUGUUGCACUCCAAGUCCCUGCGGGGCCACAGAGACUGCUUUGAGAAAUGCCACCUCAUCGCCAACCAGAAGCUGUCACGAUCCAAGGUCUCCAGAAGUGCCUACGAGGGCAUGAAGCUGGCCCUCAGCCAGAAACUCAACCGUAUCAUCCAGUACGCUCAGAACAAAGACUCUGUCUCCUCCAACGGCCCCGGCAGACGGGGGGCUAAGCUCCUUUGUCUCAACCAGCAGAGCGACUGCAAGCUGCUGCCUCAGUCCGACGCCCAGGUGCCCAGGUACGCGCCCCGCUGGGACACAUGCAAAGCAACAGGGCUGCCCGAUUACACCAUGGGGAUGUUAGAGUGCCACACAGCGGAGGAGCUGGGGCUGCUGCAGGAGUCACAGUCUGAUGUUUGGUCAAGUGACGGCAGGAAAGGUCUGCACAGCCGGAAAGGGUCAUCAGGAGGAGGACAGACGCAGCACAGACACCUGGGACACAACACAGAUGAAUUGACUAAAAUGAGCGUGGACGACCUCCAUCAGCUGAACACCCAGCUCCUGAUUCAGAUACAAAAGGUCUUUGAGGAGCUGACUGUGGCCGUACAGGAAAAAGACUCUUUGGCGUCAGAGCUGCACGUGCGUCACAUUGCCAUCGAACAGCUCUUCAAGAACUGUGCCAAACUGCCGUGGCUGCAAAUCAGCCGGGCUGGGGUCAAGGCCACCAGCAACAGCAACGACGGCCCUGUGGAGUGAUGAGUGUGAUGCAGGGGAGGAAGCUAAGGAACACUUUAACAAACUGUCUCAAAGAGCCUUUGUGCACUCUGAGUGACUUUUAUGACGUUGGAGCAGCAUAAAGGGCUGGGUGGAUGUGGCCUCUGUUCUUGUGGUUACAGCGAUGAUGCAAGGAUUAAUGGUGGUUUGCAGUUUAAACAAACUGCUGGUAUGACCUGUGACUUGUAUUUCGCUCCACUCCUGCACCCAGAAAGCACGCUCAGACGAGGUUGGAAAGGGUCCCAUAACAUGAGGAGGACCAGUUCUCACUGGAGAUUACCCUAAAAAAACAAAUCCACUUUUACACAGACAGAAAAGAGUUUGUCUACAAAAUCAUCACACAUGAUUUCUGUUGGAUUUUAAGUUCUUUUUUGUUUUUGUCGUCAUUCAUUUCAGCUUUUAUAUUUUUUAUGAUGUGGAUACACUUUUAAGUUUCUCGUCAUGUCAGACAUAGAUGUUUAAAUAUGGGUUUUAGCUGUGCUUAAUGCUCCAUGUGUUAUCUGACGACAGUAUUUUACAACAUGGCUGUGAUGAAUGCUUGAUGCAGAUUACAGGAGCAAUGAUAAAAUGAGCAUUUCAGAUGCAUUUGCAACUAAAAAUAGAUGCGUUUGAAUGGUAACAUGUAUUAAGGAGCACAUGGUAUCCUCAGAGGGGGAAAUUAGCAUAAAGCUCUCAAUAAGCUACGCACUGUCUAUCAUGCUCCCACUGUCAGGUGCUGCCAAGUGUCUGAUUGCUCUUUUAAUGUCAAAGCAUUAACACAUUUAGCUUUUUCUCUGAGCUGCACAUUGUUAACAAAACAGCUUGAAAAUGUACUUUUAUUCUUGCCUUAAAACUGCCCUGAUUCACAGUUCGUGAAAACCUUUCUCCUCUGAGAUAUUCACCACUUUGUAGUCUUAUACCGAGAACGUGAAUUAAAGUGGGCUAAAUCUGCAGGGGGAAUUAGAAAUAGUUUAUGUUUAUGACAAAGCUUGGUUUCUUUAAGUAACUUGUAUAAGAUGGAAGAAUUGUGGCACAAAGACAAACAUUUAAAGCUAGGGGUAGGCCACCUUUGAGACCCUAAUAAAAGAAAUGUAGAUUUUGAUAGUAACCAAGUGUAAGCAUGCCAAGGACCGCCCCAUGAAACAAGGACUUGUUCUGCCUAUAGACGUAUAAAAUAUGGACGUGGUAUCCGUGACGUCAACCAUCUGUUUCUGAAGCGCUGUUUGAGUCCAGUCGGCGGCGGCAGCCAUAUUGCUGCUGUUGAGCGAUUGUGACGUAAAGAGGCGGGCUUUGAGCCUCCUAGCCAACAGCUACAGUGUUCCCGCCUGUCAAUCAAGUCAGCUGUGCCUCUCAUUGGAAGACUUGUAAUCUCAAUAUCUUCGAAAUUGCCGCGUUAGAAAAAAAUCCACCGCCUGUACAGUGUGAGCCAAUGGAGACUUGAGCUAUCCAGAGUCCACUCGUCUUUUGUACCAGGCUGUAAACAUGUUUAUUUCUGCUGUAAAGAUCGUCUUUUUUGAAUUGGUGUGUAUGUGGUUUCCAGUACUUCCGAAGCCAGCCUCAAUCGGAUCCUUGAUGAAUUGCAGUUUUUAGCACUUCGGCAUUGGACUCAUAUUUUUAGACCGGAAGUUGCCGCUUGGUUCUGCCUCACUUGUGGUGCAGAACAAGUCCUCUACCUUUUUCUGUCAGUCUUGUACAACUAGCUGGCUAGCUCUAGUUAUUGGAAAAGUUCCAAGUGCACAUGUAGUGUGUAGGCAGGUAGGCUAUCAAAUAAUUGCAUUCAUUCAAAUUAUUAGGAUGGAAUUCAUACGGAUAUAGCAAAAUAAUUUGCCAACUGCACCUUUAAAUUGGAAGGAGUCAGAGCUUUAAAACCCGUGCGGGCAGGCGAAAGACAAAACCCACAAAAAUGUAAAGCAUCGUUUCAACAGGGACAAAUCACAUUGUGAUGAUAAACAAGGCUUUAUUAGCUGCACAGAUUCUUGUGUGUGGGGCGAUGACCAUUUUGGGAUGUCCAUGAAUUAGAUUUAGAAACAUCUGUUCAGGAAGCAGCAAGUGGAUCUAUCAGCUAACAUGACCUCUACAUGAUAAUAUUCCUGCUGAAAGGGAAAGAUUUUUGUUGUUUUUAAACCAGCUUUGGUUUUAUAGUAGCUUUUAUUGAUGGUGACACUUGAUAUAAAGUGUGAACUGUUGUGUAGCUUUCAAGCACAAGCCGUACACGUGGCUUUAAACUAAAUGAAUAAGAAGAAGAAAGUUUAAUCUACUGGAAGAGAAAUCUAGCUGCCAAACCAAAGUCUCUAUUUGUUCUGUUACAUGUAAGGACUGCGAGCAUUUGACUCGGAUCCUGGUAAUCACUAAAGAUGGAUGAUGUGUCUCCACCUCCUCCUGUUGUACAGAAGUGAAGCCAAAAUACCCCCUUAGGAAGAAGCUCUUAGAGCUGCAGUGUCACCUUCAACAAACCAAAACACACAUUUACCUAACUGAUAAAACCACAAAGAUCCCUCAGGACGGCACUGUCCACAGCAGAAUAGACACUUGUGUCUUUGAAGCAGACACUGAAGUGACUCUAGUGACAGGCGAGUCAUUAGUCAACAGAGGUGUCAAUCAUGGUAUUAUACCUCUUUGUUAUUGUUUCAAAUAAUGAAUUAUAAAAAUGAACACUUGGACAUAAAUCAGCAUUAUAUGAAGUAACUAUGAUGACAGAAACCAUGUUACAGAGAAAUAUAUUUGAUGUGUAUUUUGAUUUUAAAGCUUAACCCAUGUCCCAUCUGUUAACAUGGAGGAGACAGGCUUUAUGACCUAUACUGCAGCCAGUCAGUAGGGGAAGCUCUAAAUGGCUUAGCUUCUCUUUUGGUAAGCUGUCCUGUUGCCCAUCUUUUUGUACACUUUAUGUUUUAAAUGAAAAGAGAAAAUUGCAAUACCAAACUGAUGUAAAACAAACGUGGCUUAGUGACUUUAAUGUACAUUGAAAUGAUUCAUAUCAAGUACAUUUGACUUUGAUUUUUAUCUCUGCUUUGUUUGUGCUGUGCUUAUGUUCAUCACCUUCUCUUCUGUAUUCAUGUGUGGGAGCUACGUUGAUGUCAGCAAUACAAAAAAAGGAAGAUUUUAGUCUGCUGUGCCUCUGGAGGUCCCUUAUUCUUUGACACAAGGAGACAAAGAUGGCGAUAGGGUAAAGUAAUAACAGUCAGUGUUGCAGAGUCCUGCAGUUUUAUUAUUCAGGAACCCUAUGCAAGAAAUAGAAACGAAUCAGAAGCCUUAUUGAGCAGAAGAUAUCUCAAAGGGUAUUGGUUUAUCAGUUAACCUCCGAGGAGUCCGAGCUUGUAGAGUAUUAUACGCUGGUGAAAGGACAAAGUUUGAACCAGAAAGAUGUUAAGAAAAUCUCAGCUUUGUCCGUGUAUCUCUUUUGUGCUCUCUUUGUAAGAGAUUAAAUGUAUUUGACCCCUUUUAGGGUUUUAAAGUUUAAAGGUUUUAGCUCCAUUUUAAACUUGUCUUCAGUGUGCUUGAAUGUUUGAGAGUAUUUAGAUUACUGGUCCUUAGAGUAACCUUUCACUCAUUUGAUCUUCAGUUGUGUGUUUUCAUAAUGAAUGCUGUGUUUUUUUUAUGUAUACUGUGGAAACAUGCCUGGGCUUGUGCUUCAGGCUGCCUGGCUUUAGUUUUUAGCCGUUUAUCAUUUACUGGAGAUGUAAAAAUACCUGUUACACUUCCACCUCCUUCCUUUUAGACUUGACUCUUUGUUCAUUUGUUUUCUAUUGUUGAACAAGGCUGCAUUUGUGUUGUGUGAUACAUUUCUAUUUAUUCUGUGUUCAUGGACCUAAAACAGGCUGUGUGAUUUGUGCUUAAGUGAUGGUUUGUAUCAUUUUGUAAAAUGUUUCAAUAAAAUUAAAACUAUUUUUACUACA
Notolabrus celidotus (New Zealand spotty) is the source of this 4907-nucleotide messenger RNA. It is a transcript of the gene c5h21orf91, whose product is annotated as chromosome 5 C21orf91 homolog. The record is from RefSeq and is a predicted model, not a curated record. NCBI's taxonomy places the organism in Eukaryota, Metazoa, Chordata, Actinopteri, Labriformes, Labridae. The coding region runs from base 142 to 1017 and encodes 291 amino acids. The transcript is spliced from 5 exons.